AUGAGUACAGAAGUAGAUGAAGCAUUAGUUACAAAAGUCGAUGAAGCGGAAACUGACGGAAGUGCUAUCAAACAAGAGCUUACCAAUGUAGAUGUAUUGGUCUGUGGUUUAUGCCAUAUAGGAUUUCAUUUUGUAGAAGAAUUUCAAGAACAUAAAGAUGGAGAAUGUAAAAAAGUAUCCGCAUUUCGAGACCAAAAUACCUCGGAUAGCAAACCGCAGAUUCUUGGAUUUUUACUAUGGAAAAAUUCUCAAAUUAAACAAAUAGAAAAUGAAGAGGCAUGGAAAGUAUAUAAAAUGUGGUGUGUCUUACCUGAAAGUGUAAAAAACUGUUGGAUAGAAGCUGCCAAGACUAUCCAUACUUAUGAUGAGUUAGCUAAAACUAUUCCCGAUAAGAUGAUCAAACUUGACACAUUACCAAGUUCUUCGAAUGGCAGUUUGGAAGAACUGCCACCAGCAGUUAUGAAACCUAGUGGGGAAUUUCCUUCAGGUCAAGAGUUUGUGGUUGAACGAGUUGUUGCACGUCGUUUUAAUCAAAAAAAAAGACAAUUUGAAUAUUUAUUAAAAUGGGAAGGUUAUCCCCCCGAACAGAAUACUUGGGAGCCAGCAGAUAAUAUGGCUGCUUGUUCCCACCUUAUAAAACAAUAUGAGGAUUCAUUAGUUAAAAAUGGUACCGCUUCUACCCCUGGGAAGAGGGCACCCGGACGCCCACGGAAGAUUGAACAGAUCCAAAAUAUAGGGGUUGUUAAACCUAAAGUAUCCCCACAAGCGCAAGUUGAACAAAUUGGAAUAGCAGGGAGGCCAGUCCGUAGCAGUAAACAAAAAGCAAUGGACCAAGUUAAAUAUUGGUGUGGUACAAUGAAAGCCACUGAAGAAGUUACUGAAAGUAAACCAUCUCAACCAAACAUUCUAAAACGUGAUUACAUUAUGUUGGAAGAAGAGGAGGAAGAUGAAGACACUCCAGUGUUAAAGAAAAAAUAUUUUCAUCCAGAUUCUGAGGAUGAAGACUGGGAUGAUCCAUCAUUGCAUAAAUCGAAUGCGUCAAUUAGUGAAAAUGAAGAACCAAUCACAAAUUAUGGAAAAAUUAUUUCUAGAAGUCAACUGACAAUGGAGGAACGCAUAAAGUAUAAUGUUUCAAGAAAUAUCACAAGACCUUCUGUAUUUCCUGUGUUAAAACGAGAAGAACGGCUUAAAAAAAUUAAAACUCAUCUGGCUCAUUUCAAUAAUUUUCAUAGAAAUACUGAAGUGGGCUUAUUACAAAUUUCACCACAUUUAACUCAAGUAACCUUAGCAGCAUCUAAGGGCUUUGUGAAAUUAGAAACUAAUCAAGUUCCACUAUCUGGUAUAUAUAUAUAUUCUACCAAUGAAGGAUAUACUAGAUUAAACUUAACUGAUAAGACUCAGAGUAUGAUGUUGAUGAUGAAGAAUAGGGAUGAUCCAAAAAAAGGGAAAGUAAUUUAUGCUGACGGAGCUCAACUUCUGCAGCCUCCAAAGAAAACCCUUGACCUAACGAAAGCAAGAGAAACUGUACACCAAUCAUCUCCUUUAAUGAAAUCCUAUGCUAAGAAACCAUUUGUUCCACCCACAAAAAUCCAAGCUGCUGUAAAGCCUAGACCAUUUUUACACAAAGUUGCAGCUGCUAAUCCAGAGUAUGAAAAAUCUUUGCUGCAGAAACACCAAGGUUCUCCAGGGAUGAAACCUCAUCAUAGUAAUAUGACAUUUGUUCCUAGACGUACUGUAAAUAACAGAGCAGUCCAACAAGACGUUUCAAUUCCACCUAAUAGUCCAAAUAGACCAUUAACACUUUGUCCAACAACCGGAAAAAGAUUAAUGAAAGCUGAAGGCGAAAAAACGCCAGAGCCUACUCCACCAUCAAGUCCUAAAACAAUGAUAACUAUUGAUGAAUCAUCUUUAAUGGGUAGACAACAUGACAAUUCUUCAUUACCAACAAUAAUCAAAUUGGAACCUGGAACUGGACAUUUAGGAAAUCAAAAUCCUAUGAUGUCUUAUGUUGAGCCAGAAAAAGUGAAUAUAAAUCGUACACCUCAGAUGCAACAUCAUCAAGCCAGACAAAGUUUUGUUAAUUAUAAAGACAUUCCAGCUGCUUCAAACUCUGGCUUACGCAUGAAAAAAACUAAUUCAAGACCUAAUAAUAACAGUAAUAAAUCACUGCAUGUGAGCUCCGGAAUUUCAAAAUCCCAUAGUUCUCUAAACGUUCCAGCUCGAAAAAUACAACAGAAACAACAACAACAAAUACAACAACAUCAACAUCAACAACAACAUCAUGAACAACAAAUUACUCAACCUUUCCCAGGACAGCAGGCUAUACUGACAGAUGAAUCUGGUCGUUUGAUAUUAUCUGCUGAUGAUACUGAUAGUAUGAUUACUUUAACAGGUGACGAUGGCAUGCUGUAUCAGGUUUCCGCUGCACAGUUAGCUGCUAGUGGAGGUACAGUUUUAUUAGCUGGUAAUGAAGGCGAUGGGCAACAGUGUGUAUACCUUGCUGAUGAUAAUGCUAGUAUGAUGCAAACCAACCAAAAUCAAGAAGGGAUGAUAGCAUUGGAUGAUUUUGGCAACACCGUUGGUCAAUUAAUGCCUCAUCAGCUUGACUUGGGAAACUUGGUAACUGAUGAUGCUGGAAAUAUGUAUAUGAAAGAUAAUGAAACUGGUCAAUAUGUACCUGUAUCAGCAACAGAACAGGGAGGCCAAGUUGUUAUACAAACAAAUGAAAAUUUCACACAAGAACCUCAAGUUAUGCAAGAAGAUCCAGAUCAAUUAGUAGCGCAAAUUGUUGAUGCUGGAGAGCCAACUCCAGGAGGCGGUCCGCGCAGGGUUGUAUUGCAAUUACCUGAUGGUAAUUUAAUGGUGACCGAAAUGGACGAAGAACAGUUUGCAGCUUUGGAAAUGGAUAAAUAG
Messenger RNA from Macrosiphum euphorbiae (potato aphid), 2913 nucleotides. The record is from the annotation of a GenBank genome assembly. NCBI's taxonomy places the organism in Eukaryota, Metazoa, Arthropoda, Insecta, Hemiptera, Aphididae.